This is a messenger RNA of Neogale vison (American mink), 918 nucleotides long. Its product is annotated as olfactory receptor 8S1-like. Lineage: Eukaryota; Metazoa; Chordata; Mammalia; Carnivora; Mustelidae. The transcript has a single exon. Gene Ontology annotation, biological process: G protein-coupled receptor signaling pathway. The record is from RefSeq and is a predicted model, not a curated record. Gene Ontology annotation, cellular component: membrane. The coding region runs from base 1 to 918 and encodes 305 amino acids. Gene Ontology annotation, molecular function: olfactory receptor activity; G protein-coupled receptor activity.
AUGAGAAACCACAGUGUUGUUUCUGAAUUCAUCCUCCUUGGGCUGUCUGCUGACUCCCAGAUCCAGGCUCUGCUCUUUGUGCUGUUCCUUGUUGUUUACCUCCUGACUCUGAUGGGGAACCUGCUGCUGCUGCUGGUGAUCAGGGCUGAUUCUCACCUCCACACCCCCAUGUACUUCUUCCUGGGACAGUUGUCCUUCCUGGAUCUCUGCCACUCCUCUGUCAGUGUGCCCAAGCUGUUGGAGAACCUUCUGUCUGAGAAGAAAACCAUCUCAGUAAAGGGCUGCCUGGCUCAGGUCUUCUUUGUGUUUGCCACUGGAGGCACUGAAUCCUGCCUGCUUGCUGUCAUGGCCUAUGACCGCUAUGUUGCCAUCAGGUCCCCUCUGCUGUACAGCCAGAUGAUGAAUAGACAGCUGUGUAUAGGGCUGGUGUGGGGCUCAUGGAGCUUGGCUUUUCUGGAUGCUUUUAUCAAUAUCCUUGUAGCUCUCAAUUUAGACUUCUGUGAGGCUCAAAAUAUACACCACUUCAGCUGUGAGCUGCCAUCUCUCUACCCUUUAUCUUGCUCUGACGUGUCUGCAAGUUUUACUGCCCUGCUCUGCUCCAGCCUCCUGCAUUUCUUUGGAAACUUCCUCCUGAUAUUUUUCUCCUAUGUUCGCAUUUUAUCCACCAUCCUGAGCAUUAGCUCUGCUAUAGGCAGAAGCAAGGCCUUCUCCACCUGCUCCUCCCACCUCACUGUGGUGAUCUUCUUUUAUGGCUCAGGGUUACUCCGCUAUCUCAUGCCAAACUCAGGAUCCACUCAAGAGUUAAUCUUCUCCUUGCAGUAUAGCGUGGUCACUCCUAUGCUGAAUCCUCUCAUCUAUAGCCUGAAGAACAGAGAGGUGAAGGCAGCUGUGAGAAGAAUCUUAAGAAAAUGUGUCUAG